GAGGUUGCUCCAUCUCCACCAUAAUGCCCUGGGAAAGGAGCCUCCCCUCUGCGUGCUCCUGCUCGUGCAACGACGUGGCCCUACUGUUUUGCGUCAGGAGAUGAGAGCACGUGUGGCUGCUCCGUGCUCCUCCGACCAUGCCCUGCUCAUGCCGACGCCAUGGAGCCUGUCAAGGUAAGAGCACAAAGGGACCAGCGGCGGAGGCCUACUACAAUUGCAACGUUCACUUUCUGAAUUUGCUAUUCUUGGAAUUUGAAUUGGGCUACUCCAUGGAGAAACCGAAUUCGCCAGUAUUCUGGGAAGCUCAGUUUGGUGAUUUCUCCAAUGGUGCACAAGUGAUAUUCGACCAGUUUCUGAGUAGUGUAGCAGCCAAAUGGCUCCGCCAAACUGGCCUUGUUGGUCUACUGUCUCAUCGUUAUGAUGGCAAGGUCCUGAACACUCCAUCUCCCGUCUUGAGCGCUUCCUUCAGUCUGGUUCCAUCGAGAUCGAUGAUGAAGAUGUCAGUGCCCAUGGAAGUGGCAAGCAGAUCACCAGGCAGAAGUUGAGGCGAUCAUCAGUUACCAGUAGUCGUCAUGAAGAAGCCAAGGCCAUGCAGCUGUUGGUGAUGGGACCUGUCAGGAUGCCCACCAAGGUGCUCAACAUCAGCACCAGGAAGUCCCCCCUGUGGCGCAAGAAGCCCGUGAACUCGUCUGUGUGGGCCUCCUGGGGUGCGAUGGCGGCGGUGGCGGUAUACAGCCUUGUCUACAACUGUGCGG
Messenger RNA from Triticum aestivum (bread wheat), 755 nucleotides. RefSeq names its product 2-oxoglutarate dehydrogenase E1 component-like. Gene Ontology annotation, cellular component: oxoglutarate dehydrogenase complex; mitochondrion. NCBI's taxonomy places the organism in Eukaryota, Viridiplantae, Streptophyta, Magnoliopsida, Poales, Poaceae. Gene Ontology annotation, molecular function: thiamine pyrophosphate binding; oxoglutarate dehydrogenase (succinyl-transferring) activity. The transcript is spliced from 5 exons. Bases 138 to 545 code for a protein of 135 amino acids. The record is from RefSeq and is a predicted model, not a curated record. Gene Ontology annotation, biological process: tricarboxylic acid cycle.